CCUGUUACCGUUAACAUUUUACACAUUCGUGAUUUCUAUUUUACGCGCGAUCUCAGAUAGCGUGCAUCUUGCAUCUAAACUUAUAUUGGAGUGUGUGUGUGUGAUUUUAUGGACUCAGUGUUUAUAUAACAUUCUCUUAUGCAAAGGACAUAAAACCAUUAUUUGAAGAAAUAAAGAAAAAAGAUUUUUCUAACAAGAAAGUGAAACAUUUUGCGGAUACAAUAUGAAGCAGUGGAUAUUUGUGAUAAAUACUUUACUUCUGAUAAGUUUAGUUUCAGGAGCUCUGAAAUCAUUAGAUAAGGACACAGAAAAAUUACUUGAAAAGUCUCCCGAAAAAAUAUAUCCAAAAAAAGUUACAUCCCUGAAGAAGAAACCAACAAAGUCACCGAUCAUCAAAUCUCCAAUAGAGUCUUUCAAAGAUCUACCAGUUGAUGAUUUAGAGUUUAUCAAAGAACUAGAUAAACAGUUUAAGUUGCAUGGGGAUAAGAUCAAAAUUAAAGUCGAACGAGACAAUUCAACUGCCAAGAAUUCCAAGCGCACCGUAGAAGGUGAUUUGGGUUAUGGAUACUACAAUGGUCAAGAAUCAGGUGGCAGUGGCUAUGAAUACCCCAAACCUACGUUUAGGUUCUAUCCAUACUCACAGCAUGACAUUCCAGCUUCGGCGCCAGGAUAUCACAUCAAAGAAGAAGAACAAUCCACUAUAUCUAUCAUUCCAUCUUAUUCGUAUGAAUUAAAGCAGAAUGGAAAUGGGGGUUAUGACACCAAAGCUCCAUUUGUUGGGUCACAAGCUGACCUCGGACCACAUGAUUAUCACCAACAGGAAGAUGUUCAAGCCAAUGGCCAUGGACAAGAGCAGGCAAUUGGUCAAAUACAAGGUGGUGACCAAGGUCAUGGUUAUCAUCAAUACAAUGAGCCUGUUAUUGUUCUUCGAAUUCCUGGACCCACCAAAUACGCAACCCACUUACAGAGUCUUCUGCAGCAAUAUUUGGAAAUACGUGCUGCCCAAUACCUUAAAAUUCUAGAAGAAGCAGAGCAUCAGAAACAACAGCAGCAACAACAGCAACAUCAACAGCAACAAGAACAGCAAUAUCAUUCUUAUGAACAAGUUCAGGAGCAACCUCAAGAAGUCCACUACGAACAACAACCACAACAGCACCAACAACCAGCGCCAGCGGUAGAACAACCUAACUAUGGGUAUGCAGAACAGCAUUACCCAGCCAUUGAUGAUGUGUAUCAAAGCUUCAAGGGCAGGCAACAAGAGACCCACCAAGUUGUUGAGCAGCAGUAUGCCACUGAAGAAGCUCAUGGCGAACAACCUCAGCAGUAUUACUAUAUGCCAGUUGACCCGGGCCAUCAAUCAGCUCAUGCUCCUGGAGCGGGACAAGCCUAUCAAACAAUGUACUUCUACGCCAUGGAAACGCCAGACUACGGGCAUCAAAAUGUAUAUGUUGUACCCCAGGGAUACGAUGAUACACCACUCCCAAUUACUGAAAACAAUCCAAGAAGCACCCACACCAAGGUCCAUUUCUCCGAAUUAGACAAUAGGGACCACUCAACCCAAUAUCCUCUGCCUUCGAUUAAACCUUUUGAGCGCCAUGCACCACCUCCAACCGCUAUUCCCAUCCAUGAGAACUACCAAACAGAAGACGGCCAAACCGACGCUGACGACUAUCAACAACAACAAACAGACCAACAGUACUAUCAACACCAACCAUCACCCAGCUCUACACCAUCACAAGUAGUCUCCAUAACUCAGAGACCUUUCAACUAUCAUGCUCACUCGGUGCGGAGUAAAAAUUCCAAGCGCAAUUCUUCACCCACAGGAUCACCUGUCCACAGCCGCAGAAGAACACACGCUCAAAUAACUCGGCAAAAGAAUUCCGAUAGUAACAUUUCGAAACGAACCAAAAAAGAAGCUGCCUAGAAAUCUCACUACUCCUUGAUUUAGACGUAAGACUUUAGUUUUUAAGGAAAACUAUGAAAACAGCACAUAAUUAUGAUUGUAUUAAAUACUUGUAGAACACCCAGGCUUUAUUUUAAAAUAUUUUUAUACGUUUCUAUUUUAUUUUAGAAAUAAAUCAGUGCAAUAUGUAAAUAACUCUGUAAGAUUUUUAAAUAAAAGAAAUCACUUCUGUGUUUUGCUUUUA
Eupeodes corollae is the source of this 2147-nucleotide messenger RNA. RefSeq lists its product as uncharacterized. The record is from RefSeq and is a predicted model, not a curated record. The coding region runs from base 224 to 1924 and encodes 566 amino acids. NCBI's taxonomy places the organism in Eukaryota, Metazoa, Arthropoda, Insecta, Diptera, Syrphidae. The transcript is spliced from 3 exons.